Messenger RNA from Ananas comosus (pineapple), 2097 nucleotides. RefSeq names its product fasciclin-like arabinogalactan protein 8. Gene Ontology annotation, cellular component: plasma membrane. The transcript is spliced from 2 exons. Lineage: Eukaryota; Viridiplantae; Streptophyta; Magnoliopsida; Poales; Bromeliaceae. The record is from RefSeq and is a predicted model, not a curated record. Bases 1 to 1650 code for a protein of 549 amino acids.
AUGGGGUUCACAAAUUGGACGGUGCAGGUGGAAGUGUGGCUCACUGCGUCACGUGAAAAGCCUGAAUCAGCAAAGGGCAACCAACCAAACCCAUCAUCUCGUCCCAUUUAUGAUUCACUCUAUUAUCAUGCUCCGGCCCUUCAAGUUCUAGCCCACUCACUCCCUCCCUCCCUCAAUCUACUGUACUCACUACUACUACUACUACUACUAGUGCGCACGCUUCUAUCCAUCCACAUUGAAGUGAUCGAGAGCUGUUGUAGAGAAAGAGAAGAGAGGAAAAGAAAGAAAAAAAAGGAAAAAAAAGGUGAACUAUUUAUUAUUAUUAUUAUUAUUAUUAUGGGUUCCUCCUGUGAUGUUCUUAGAUUGUUCAUCGCGGCGGGUGCGGUGGCGGUGGCGGUGGUGUUGUUAGCGGGGGGAGCAGAGGGGCACAACAUCACGGCGAUCCUGGAGGGGUUCCCGGAGUACUCGCUGUACAACAGCUACCUGACGCAGACGAAGGUGUGCGACGAGAUCGACUCGCGGGAGACGGUGACGUGCCUGGUGCUGCCGAACGCGGCGAUGGCGGCGCUGGCGUCGAAGCAGAGCCUGGGGGGGAUCAAGAACGCGCUGCGGCUGCUGAACCUGCUGGACUACUUCGACCCGCAGAAGCUGCACGACCUGCCGCGCGGCACCACGCUGACCACCACGCUCUACCAGACCACGGGCGACGCCCCGGGCGACCUCGGCUUCGUCAACAUCACCAACCUCCGCGGGGGGCGGGUGGGGUUCGCCUCCGCCGCCCCGGGGGCCAAGUUCGACGCCUCCUACACCAAGUCGGUGCGGCAGAUCCCCUACAACCUGUCCGUGCUGGAGGUGUCGGCGCCCAUCCUCUUCCCGGGCCUGCUCGACGCCCCCUCCGCCGCCUCCGCCAACAUCACCGCGCUGCUCGACAAGGCCGGCUGCAAGACCUUCGCCUCCCUCGUCGCCUCCUCCGGCGUCCUCAAGAUCUACCAGGCCGCCAUGGACAAGGGCCUCACCCUGCUCGCCCCCAACGACGACGCCUUCAAGUCCCCCGACGCCCCCGACCUCUCCUCCCUCUCCAGCGCCGACCUCGUCGCCCUCCUCCAGUACCACGCCCUCCCUUCCUACACCCCCAAGUCCUCGCUCAAGACGGCCAAGGGCCCCCUCUCCACCCUCGCCUCCAGCGCCUCCGGCAAGUACGACCUCUCCGUCGUCUCCAGCGGCGACGACGUCUCCCUCGUCACCGGCGUCGACACCUCCCGCGUCGCCUCCACCGUCCUCGACGACACCCCCGUCUGCAUCCUCACCGUCGACAGCCUCCUCCUCCCCGUCGAGCUCUUCGGCGCCGCCCCGGCCCCCGCCCCGGGCCCCGCCGGCGCCGCCGCCCCCGCGCCGGCGCCCGCCCUGGCGCCCGCCCCGGCGCCCAAGGCGAAGGCCCCGUCGCCCGCCCACGCCCGGCACCGCGCCCACCACGCCUCCCCGCCGGCGCCGCCCGCGUCCACCCCGGCGUCGUCCCCGGCCGACGGGCCCGCAGCCGAGGCGGACAAGGCCGACGUGAAGAAGGCGGCGGCGACGGCCGUGAGGGCCGCCGGAACCCUAGCGACGGUGGCGCUGGCCUCGGCGGUGCUCGUCGUCGCAACGUUCUUGUAAACGAGUUAGAUGAUCUACUAAGGAUCCGAUGAGGAGACCAUUUACCAUCUCGUUCGUCGUCUUUAUGAUUUCUCUCUCGCGCUCUCUCUAUUGCGUACCUCUCCUUCUCUCUUUUUUUCUUAUUUAUUUUUUACUGUUUUUUUUUUUUUUUUUGCUUUUUUGAGCUCUCAUCGCGCACUUUAUCACAUCGUUAUAAUUUUUUUGUUGAUUGUUUUUUUUUUCUUUUCUUUUUUUCUUUUUUGGCUCUCAUUUGGACGUUGCGUGGGGCGUCUAUUUGUUGUUGAUUUUGUGUUCUUUAAAGCUACUAUUUUCGUGCUGUAGUUAAAAAGAACGUGUCUGCUUUUCAUCUCUUUGCAUUGCUAUUUCUUCUCUCUUCCCUCUUGUGUUGCAUGGAAGGUGAAAUUCAGAGUUCGGAUUAAAGUAAAAUUUCGGAGGAGUUGGAGUUCA